Molecule: messenger RNA, 1532 nt
Organism: Ciona intestinalis (vase tunicate)
Lineage: Eukaryota; Metazoa; Chordata; Ascidiacea; Phlebobranchia; Cionidae
Source: RefSeq, a predicted model, not a curated record
GUUAUAAUAGACGCACUUUGGUUCACUCGUUGCAGCAUCAGAACCAAACCAUAAGCAUCCACGGGUUGUGCAUAAUUCUUCAGAUGGUUGCAUGUUUAGUGUGAGCAAACACAUAAAGUGGGUCUUAAAAGUUAUCAGGGAAUAAAACCUCGUCAUUGUACAUUAGUGUAAGUCUUGAAGAGAAUUUAGAAGCAGUUGCAGCCAUGGGGUCGCAAAGCAACAACAGGAUAUUUAUAUUUCUUGGUGCAUUUCUAGCAGUUGCUGUGUUAGCAGUCGUGAUUGCUGUACCGCUGGCAUUAUCACAAAACAAUGUUAAUGGAGGAGAUGCUGCAAUAAAUAUAUUAACUGAGGUUCCCAUUAUAGAUGGCCAUAACGAUUGGCCAUACCAGUUACGGCGUCAUUUGCAAAACAAAAUUAAUGACAUUGACUUUAUGACCCAGAAUUUCUCAGAACUGUAUAAUGGUUCACAUACUGAUGUUCCACGGAUGAAAAUUGGAAAAAUGGGUGCACAGUUCUGGUCAUGCUACUGUGCUUGUGCAGCUGGUGGUAAAGAUGCCGUUCGACUUGGAAUUGAACAAAUCGACGUAGUGAGGCGAUAUACCGAAGCUAAUCCACUAAUCUUCCAGUUCACAACAACUGCUGAUGAAAUCAUGGCUGCAAACAAGGAGGGAAAAAUUGCUUGUCUGAUUGGUAUUGAAGGUGGUCACAUGAUUGACAGCUCACUUGCAGCACUAAGAACAUUGUUUAACCUUGGAACUCGAUAUAUGACACUGACACAUAGUUGCGAUACACCAUGGGCCACUGCAUUUAAUACCAAUAAAACAACAGGACUUACAUCAUUUGGAAAGCUCGUUGUUGCUGAAAUGAACCGCUUAGGCAUGUUGGUGGAUCUAGCUCAUGUAUCGGAUAUGACAAUGAAUGAUGUGUUUGAUGUUACGACUGCUCCAGUCAUUUACAGUCACAGUUCCGCUCGUGCAUUGUGCGACCAUGGAAGGAAUGUACCAGAUGAUAUUUUAAAACGACUUGCCGAGAACAAGGGAAUUCUGAUGGUCAAUUUUUACAAUGACUAUGUCACUUGUAGCCCUAAAGCCAAUAUUAGCAAUGUAGCAGAUCACUUUGAUUAUGUCAAAAAUCUUAUUGGAGCAGAUUAUCUCGGUAUGGGAGCAGAUUAUGAUGGUGUGCCACGUGUACCAGAGGGCCUAGAAGACGUGUCUACUUAUCCUAACUUGAUCAGAGAGUUGCUGAGCAGAGGCUGGGCAACAGAUGACUUGAAAAAAAUUAGCGGAGGGAACAUUUUACGUGUCAUGAGGGCGGUAGAAGAUGUGGCCAAGCAGAGUAGUAACGUUUCUCCAGGUGAAACUUGGAUCCCGGAUUCGGAAGUUGCAUCAGUUUGCAGAACUCCAGCAUAGUCAUUAUGCAGAAUAAUUUUUUAAUCACUUUUGUACAGCGGAGCCACUAGUCGUGUGAAAAUGUAAUUCUUUGUAUUAUUGAAAUUUUUUUACAAUAAAGUGGUCUGAACUGGUGGUAUUUUA